Messenger RNA from Cavia porcellus (domestic guinea pig), 4603 nucleotides. RefSeq names its product zinc finger protein 710 (gene Znf710). The transcript has 6 exons. The record is from RefSeq and is a predicted model, not a curated record. The coding region runs from base 631 to 2628 and encodes 665 amino acids. NCBI's taxonomy places the organism in Eukaryota, Metazoa, Chordata, Mammalia, Rodentia, Caviidae.
AGAGGGAGGCAGAGGAGGGAGAGAGGCAGAGGGGGGAGAAAGAGAAGAGAGAGGCUUUCAGGCUUUCCAUUCGAGUAGGAGAGUUGAGCCGAGAGCUAGAGAAAGAAAGGAAGAAAAAAAUCCUCUCUGCGGUAGAAAGAGAAAAGAAACUUGGGCUGACAAGAGGGGGGUGUCGGGGGUGGAAGGAAGUGAGAAAACAAAAGAGAGAUAAAAGGGCCGCUUUUCUGCUCUCUUCCUCCGCGAGCCGGUUAGGAGGAGCUGUUUUGCAUCCCUUCACGUCAGCCCUGCCUCAUUCCCUUCUUCCAGGGAGGGAGAGCGCGAGCGCGGAGCGAGCGGGGGGAGCCGAGCGCGAGCGCGAGCGCCGAGCGAGCGAAGAGAAAGCGGCCGGAGGGAGCGGCGAGGCGGCGCGUGGAGGCGGCGCGGCGCGGCGCGGUGGGCGCCCCGGACCCCGGCCCGGCCCGCCGGGGCCCGCGCAGAGCCGCGCCCGGACCAGGUCAAGAAUUUUGCUGGAAGACAAUGUGAGUGGACAGUACAAUUAGCAUGUGAAUGCCUGACCCAAAGGAAAUGCUACAUAGUAAGCUCACAGUGAGGUGAGCGACCAGCGAUGCCCUCCUAGCCAGCCGCCGAGGAAUGGAGGGCUUCAUGGACUCAGGGACACAGACGGACGCCGUGGUGGUGCUGUCCUUGGCCCAGGCUGCAGUGCUGGGCCUGGUCUCAGAAAAUGAGCUCUUUGGAGCCACCAUAAGCGCCGAAGCCUUCUACCCAGACCUAGGGCCUGAGCUGUCCGGGGCAGCCAUCGGGGAACCCCGGCCACCCGGGCCCAGUGUCUACCAGCUGGCCUGCAAUGGACAGGCCUUGGAGGAGCCAGUGGAGGAGGAGGUGCUGGAGGUGGAGGCGGCCUUUGAGAAGCACACCCGGCGGAAGACACGGCCGCCCGUGCGACUGGUGCCCAAGGUGAAGUUUGAGAAGGCGGAGGAGGAGGAAGAGCAGGAGGUCUAUGAGGUCUCUGUGACUGGGGAUGACAAGGGUGCAGGACCCCCCGAGGCCCCUGCUGAGGUAGCCAGGGCUGGCUGCGAGGCCCUGGUGCAGAGCAGCGCUGUCAAGAUGAUCGACCUCAGCACCUUCAGCCGCAAGCCCCGGACUCUCCGGCACCUGCCUCGAGCCCCAAGGCCAGAGCUGGACGUGGCCCCCUAUGACCCUCACUUCCCAGACCCAGCCCGGGACAGCUUCUCUGAGCCCAGUGUGGCGCUGCCUGGGCCGGAGGCCUUGCCAGCAGAGUGUGGUUUUGAGCCACCUCACAUGGCCCCCCUGAGCGAUCCCAAGGUCCCCACCAUGACCUCCCCGGAACCUGUAAAGCCGGAGCAGGGCUUUGUGUGGCAGGAAGCGGGUGAGUUUGAGGUGGACGCUGCAGGCUCCACCGUGGAGCGCCACAAGAAGGCCCAGCUGGACCGGCUGGACAUCAACGUGCAGAUCGAUGACUCCUACCUGGUGGAGGCGGGCGACCGGCAGAAGCGCUGGCAGUGCCGCAUGUGUGAGAAGUCCUACACCUCCAAGUACAACCUGGUGACGCACAUCCUCGGCCACAACGGCAUCAAGCCCCACUCCUGCCCGCACUGCAGCAAGCUCUUCAAGCAGCCCAGCCACCUGCAGACACACCUGCUCACACACCAGGGUACGCGGCCCCACAAGUGCCAGGUGUGCCACAAGGCCUUCACGCAGACCAGCCACCUCAAGCGCCACAUGCUGCUGCACUCCGAGGUCAAGCCCUACAGCUGCCACUUCUGCGGCCGUGGUUUCGCCUACCCCAGUGAGCUCAAGGCCCAUGAGGUGAAGCACGAGAGUGGCCGCUGCCACGUCUGUGUUGAGUGCGGCCUGGACUUCUCCACCCUGACCCAGCUCAAGCGCCACCUGGCCUCCCACCAGGGCCCCACCCUCUACCAGUGCCUCGAGUGUGACAAGUCUUUCCACUACCGCAGCCAGCUGCAGAACCACAUGCUCAAGCACCAGAAUGUGCGGCCCUUCGUGUGCACCGAGUGCGGCAUGGAGUUCAGCCAGAUCCACCACCUUAAGCAGCACUCACUCACCCAUAAGGGCGUGAAGGAGUUCAAGUGCGAGGUGUGUGGCCGCGAGUUCACGCUGCAGGCCAACAUGAAGCGGCACAUGCUGAUCCACACCAGCGUCCGGCCCUACCAGUGCCACAUCUGCUUCAAGACCUUUGUGCAGAAGCAGACCCUCAAGACCCACAUGAUUGUACACUCACCUGUGAAGCCAUUCAAGUGCAAGGUGUGCGGCAAGUCCUUCAACCGCAUGUACAACCUGCUGGGCCACAUGCACCUGCACGCAGGCAGCAAGCCCUUCAAGUGCCCAUACUGCUCCAGCAAGUUCAACCUCAAGGGGAACCUGAGCCGCCACAUGAAGGUCAAGCACGGCGUCAUGGACAUCGGCCUGGACAGCCAAGACCCCAUAAUGGAGCUGGCUGGCCCUGACGCCUCUGAGCUUGAUGGCCAGCAGGAGCUGGAGGACUUUGAGGACAACGCCUACCCCUACGGCGGAGUGGACAGCAGUGCGGAGGGGGGUGCGCUGGCUGGGCAGGCCAUGAAGGAGAUGGCCUACUACAACGUGCUGUAGUGUAGCAGGUGGAGGUGGCAGGCAGCAGUGUGGGGUAAGGCCCGAGCUUCAGGCUACACUCCACAGCCCAGGCCAGGCCACUGCCCCAUAGCCUGGCCCGCGUCCCCCUAGUCCUCUGUACCACUAAGGACCUUUAGACCAAAUGGAGACUGUACUACUGGCCUCGCCGGAGCUGGGCAUCCUGGUGAGGGCAAGGUCACUGAGAGGCCCAGGCCGGGUCUCCCUGACCUGCUGCUGGGGGCGGGAAGGGGCAAGAUGCUGGCAGACAGGGCACAGGGCCACCUCAGGCCUGCAGAGCUGCCUCUGGGUCCUGACACUGCAGGGAGAGGUCCUCGAGCCGGGCCUCUUGUCUUCUGGACCAAUCCAGGGAUCUUUGAGCCACCUGCUGGCCAGCACUGCCCUCCUUACCCUCCCCGGCCCGAAGCCCCACUGCCCACCUGGCCACCCCUCCCAGUCACCAGACAGCCCGGCAGGGCCCUCUGCCUUCUACCUCGGGGCCUGCCUCACACCAAGUCCCGCCACCUCGUAGGGAAGUGGACGCUGCGCCUCCCACCACCCCGAGCCUGUCCUGCAGUCCUGUUUGGAAUAAGUGUCCCUAACGUGGAUUUCAGCAUGUCAUCCGGUUCUGAGCUGGGCUGGGUAACACACAGGUCUCCCACCAAACACACCAGGACGCCCUUGGGUCAGGCACACACAAACCAAGGUGUAGCAGGGCAGGGUGUGGUAUCCCUGGGGACCAGAGGGGUCCUGCUCAGGGAAGGCCAAGGCCCACCUGUGGGGAAAGAGGGGACCUUAGUCAUUGAAAUUGGGUUAGCCACAAGUUAGCAGGUUCCUGGGAAGGAGCAGUGUAUUUAAAAAGAAAAGUGAAAACCAUAGAGGAAAACAAAACAAUUUUUGAACAAAUGGGGGUAUUAUGAAGGUAAUUUAUUAUUUUUUCUUUGCAACUCUGUGUCGCCUGUUAUCCUUCUGGAUGAAGAUGCAUUUCUUUUUUCACACGUAAGCUUUCUUGUGUGCUGUGCGUGCUUCGUGCCUCCUCAGCCCAGGGCAGCCUGGCCGGGCUCUGGGGAUGCAGGCUCUCAGGCCUGGAGGUGCAGCUGAGAGAGCUGGGGCAGCCGCUGGGGACAGCUGGGGCCUCUGCCUGACAGCCCAGGCCACUCACCCACCCACUGCCACCCCCUCCCGGGGCAGUGGAACAGCACAUUCAGGAACUCCAGGUGCCCAACUCUGCCACUCGCCUCCCAGCCUCUGUGGGGAGGGGCAGGCAGGGCUGUCCCCACUGGCACAGGUGACACCUGGAGGGACACAGCUGGGCUGUCCCCAAGGCUGUAUCCCUCACUGAAGGACCAAGCCAGGCCUUAGGAUGAUGGAUAGACAGGGCUGGGGUAGACAUGGUCCCCCAAUUGUGGCUCCCCAGACCCCAAACCCCACCCCUCUCCGGCCUCCCAGGUGCCCGCCGAGAUGACCCUCAGGUGGCAGUGACUCCUGUGUCACUGUACAAGACAUUUUCUCCUGCUGAGCAGAAAGCAUCACCCCUGCAAACUACCUCUUCCCACAACGUCUUUCUCCCCUGGUACCAAAAAGAACCCUGUUCCUCCUCUCCCCUGCCAGCGCCUGGGUGUGUCCUGGAAGCUGGACCCUCCUCUCCACCCCUCUCCUCCGGCGCCCUGGCACUGCCCCCGCGAGGCUCCUACUUGAACGACCCUGCCCCGUGCCUCGGACCUAGGCACUGCAAAGGGAGCAGACAGCACACUCCAGUCUAGCGGGGCAGCCUUGGCCCAGCUCCGGCUGCACCCUCCUGGCCUCUCGGGUGACUUGCAGACUCCUGGACAGAUUCCAUUCUAACUUAUUUUCACGUGUAAACGGACCGACCAUUUAGAGACCCCACUUGUGCAAAACCCUACUGUGUUUUUAUGUUCCUGUUUAAGAGAGAAGUUUACUUAGCAAUAAUUAUAAAUAAAUGAAUAUUCUUUAGUGA